Messenger RNA from Podarcis muralis (Common wall lizard), 5268 nucleotides. RefSeq names its product potassium channel tetramerization domain containing 16 (gene KCTD16). The record is from RefSeq and is a predicted model, not a curated record. Gene Ontology annotation, biological process: regulation of G protein-coupled receptor signaling pathway; protein homooligomerization. Gene Ontology annotation, cellular component: presynaptic membrane; postsynaptic membrane; signaling receptor complex. Gene Ontology annotation, molecular function: protein binding. Lineage: Eukaryota; Metazoa; Chordata; Lepidosauria; Squamata; Lacertidae.
UCAAAUUCAGAGCUCUGCAAGGGACAAAAUGUGGAACUGGUCCUUUUCACUCAGUGGAUGAAGCAGCAUAAGCUUUCCUGGAGCUUCUCUGCUGCUUCAGGGGAGCUGCUUGUGGCAGCGUCACGUUGUGCUUCUCCUCCUGCAACUCGUUAAAAAAUGAAGAAGAGGGGAAACGAACUAGCGCGCGAGUCCCACCCCCUCCAGGUUGCUCGGCUUUCUCAAAGCCAUAUUCCUUUAAGAUGAUGUAAUAGUCAUUUCCCUGGAUGGUUUCUUCCCUGCACUGCUGAAACAACAGCAUCCGAACUGCACUGGGAACUGUGGAACCACCCAGCCCAGCAACCAGAGGCAGCAGCUUGGGUAGUGAAAGCAGAGAGCAAGCAGCUUCCCUGGGCAUCCUUUCCCUCGCACCCACCCCCGCUCCACUCCACUUCAAACUGCUGCAGGCUUGUGCUCUCUCAACCUGGCUGGGAACAUGGGAGGAUCUCUGCCCUUCCUGAUGGAGAGGGUACCACUGUGGGAUGCCACUGAAACUGCCUUUCACUGCUCUUCACAUUAUCUGGGCUUUCUGCAAGUCAUCUGAAGCAAGGUCCUCCUCCUGAAAUUCUCUCCUGUCCUAAAGAGUCCUGACCUGGGAUUUAUGCUGCUUUUGCCUCUCUCUCUCUUGGUCUCAGCUAUUGUUGCACAGCUUCGUUUCUCUCCGAUGCCCAGCCUGGUUAACUUUCCUGUGCAAGGGUUUUAACAGUUAAGUUCUGCCUGGAUAUUGCCAACUGAGCUGCUCUCUUCCCCGCAAACCCCAGUCCCUUCCCUGCUUUUGGAUUUGCUUCUAUACCAGAUUCAACCCUCAGUGCUGAUUUUUUUUGGGGGGUUGCUUAGGAAAUGUUGCUUCCCUUCGCAGGAACUGUGCAUUUGUGUAACCAAGGCUUGUGAAUGAUAAGGAAACGUGGCUUGAUCCUACUGUUUGGGGCUUUGAUGGAAGAUCUGGUUAUGUGAUUGUCUUGUGUGAAGGGAACCCUCUUCAAUUCUCGUAUUUCUUUGUUUUUGUAAGGUUCAAGUCACCUUGCCAGUUUUUGUGAUCAUCCAUUUCUGGACAAUUGGGAAAUAAAUCCUGUAACCUCACUUCUGUUUCCUGUUCCCCACCCACCCACCCACCCACCCAUCCCAGUCUCCUUAAAUGCUAGGAGACCCCACUGGGGGAGUGGGCAUAAGGAGCCUUCUUGAAACCUUGGAUGUGAGUGCGAGUUCCCCCACAGCUUGUGGUUGGCUUGUUUAACAAUAUCAUGGCCUUGAGUGGAAACUGCAGGACUUACCUCCCUCCCAGAGAGCAAGCAACAGCUGCACAAUCCUACCCAGAGGUGAUAGAGCUGAAUGUGGGCGGCCAGGUUUAUUUCACUCGCCUCUCAACUUUAACAGGCAUUCCCCACACCCUGCUUUGGAAAAUGUUCACCUCCAAGAGAGAGUCGGCCAACGAUCUUGCAAAAGAUUCCAAGGGAAGGAUAUUCAUCGACAGAGAUGGCUUCCUGUUCCGCUACAUUUUGGACUAUCUCAGGGACAAGCAAGUGGUCCUGCCUGACCAUUUUCCAGAAAGAGGGAGGCUCAAAAGGGAAGCCGAGUACUUUCAGCUGCCAGACUUGGUCAAAAUUCUGAGUCCGGACGAGAUCAAGCAGAGCCCCGACGAUUAUUGCCAUAGUGAUUACGAGGAGGUUUCCCAAAGCAGUGACACGAGAAUAUGUGCCCCGUCGUCACUCAUGACCUCGGAUCGAAAGUGGGGCUUCAUUACCAUUGGCUACCGGGGGUCGUGCACCAUGGGUCGGGAGACCCAAGCAGAUGCGAAGUUCAGGAGGGUCCCGCGGAUUUUGGUUUGCGGCAGGAUUGCUCUAGUCAAAGAAGUUUUUGGAGAAAGUUUGAAUGAGAGCAGGGACCCGGACCGGGCUCCCGACAGAUACACCUCCAGGUUCUACCUGAAGUUCAGGCACCUGGAAAGGGCUUUUGAUAUGUUGUCAGAAUGUGGAUUCCACAUGGUGGCCUGCAAUUCUUCAGUCACGGCUUCUUUUGUCAAUCAAUACACCGAUGACAAAGUUUGGUCCAGCUACACGGAAUACGUCUUUUAUCGAGAGCCUUCAAGAUGGUCUUCAUCACACUGUGACUGCUGCUGUAAAAAUGGCAAAGGCGACAAAGAAGGAGAAAGUGGAACCUCCUGCAAUGAACUCUCCACCUCAAGCUGCGACAGCCAGUCAGAAGCCAGCUCCCCUCAAGAGACUGUCAUCUGUGGCCCGGUCACCCGCCAGUCCAAUAUACAGACUCUGGAUAGGCCAGUCAAGAAAGGCCCGGUGCAGCUACUUCAGCAGUCCGAAAUCCGGAGGAAAAGUGACCUGCUCCGAACUCUAACUUCCGGCUCUAGGGAAUCCAACUCUAGUAAAAAAAAAUCGGCGAAAGAAAAGCUCUCGAUUGAGGAAGAGUUAGAAAAAUGCAUCCAGGAUUUCCUCAAGAUCAAAAUCCCAGACAGGUUUCCAGAAAGGAAGCACCCUUGGCAAUCUGAACUGUUACGAAAGUAUCGUCUAUAGGAGCGGGGUUAGGGCAAGGAAAAUCACCUUAUUGCCAUUUACAGAAUGAGAUCCUACAUGAUAAAAGAAAUAAAAUAAUAAUGGUAAUAAUUUGUUAGAUCACACACACAAAAACGACGAUGACCCACAAUCCAUCACUAUAGUACAGCCUAAUUUGCCUAUUUCACCAAAGCAUUCCUAAUUACACUAUAACAAUAUCCUCCCUGUGAUAGGAGGAUUAACAAGGCAUUCAUCAUGUGUUAACCUCCUGACAUAUGCCAUAUGCUUGCAGUGCCACACGCACAGCUAAGGAAACAUGUGCAGUAUGGUUGUGGGUUGGCACCACCAACGACGAAAAUUCUCAUAUGGUCGGGCAGAGUUUUAUGGUGGGCGGUGAUUUUCUAAGCUGCAUGCCUUCUUGAGUUCACCUUUAAUGUCAUUUAUUUGGAGAGAGAAGCUGGGUCAGGCAGAUGUCAAUGGUCUUGAAAGGAAGACGUGAUGUCUUGCCGGUUUACACCAGGAGAGAGUGUAUAUAUGUCUGUGUGCCACAUAAAAGCUUUCUUCAUUUCCUCCUUUUAACUGUGUGUUACUCUCAAAAAGGAACUACUAGAGCUUACUGGAUGACCUAUGUCCUCUUCCCCACCCCUGUAGAAUUAUGUACAGAAUAAGUAUUUGCCCCCUUCUUUUCUUGGAGAGGAGGGUCAACUCUUGAUAUCAGCGGUAGAUCUGAAUUUGCUCUCUUUGCACACCAUGAAUGUUUAUGAGCCACAGACUGCACUCAGCUUAGCAGGAACAUCUGACAAGCCAAUGGCUGCAAUCCAGUAGGGAGGUACGUGCGGGGUCCAAGUGGUUGUGGGCUGUCACACUUCAGAUUUUGCUCAGUUUCUCUUUCAGCAAUUUUCAUCCCAAUCCCUUAAACUUGGAGUGUUUAAAAAGUAGCCCCGUGGAUUCAGGAGGGAGAGCUGCUGGAAUUAAAACUGAUAGAACUCUAGUGUGCAUGGAGAAAUGGCAGACUUCUGCAUUGUGAAUUGUAAGUCCUGCCAAUGUUUUUUUGUUUUUGUUUUUACUGGCCCUGCCUUCCAAAGAGACUUUAUGUGCAUGCAGAAAUCAAGCAGGAAAUCCUUUCCCAUCAUGUUAUCUCUACGCCAGAGAAUAUUUCUCUCUCCUUUUUUUUUACAUACCAGUGAUGGCACAGGGGCAGUAAAAUAAGUAACCAAAUGGUAACACUAAUUGUACCUAGUUGUUGGACUCUUUCUGCAGCCUUCAUUUCUUAACUUGAGGAAUUGGCAAGUGGCGGGGGUGGGGAGAGAGAUUAGGUUCAGUUCUAGUUGUGUACAAAAUGGUCUUUUGACCAUCUUGAUACCAUUUUCCUGGCACCUCUGUUAAUAUGUUAGGCGAUUUUGUCUACCACUCUGCUCUUUCGUCCUUUCUCAUGCUAUAGAGCUCUCAUCCCACCCCACAACAACAAAUGUGUUUAGGAGAUUAAGGAUGAAAAGGAAAGGAACCAGUUGAAAGAGGAGAUGCUGGUGAUUAUUCCUCUUCUGGAGGAAGAAUACGGGCAGGUCAAGCCGCUGAGUUGUUGAUUUAUGUGGGCUUGCCAAGCGCUGCUGCCAAUAAUGUAUUUGGCCCAAAUAAAUGGGGGAGAGCAGGCUCCCAUCCCCUUUUGACACAGAUGCAAUUAGAAGAAAUUAUAGGCCUAACAAGAUGCAUUUUGCACUCCGGUUUGCAGGAAAUGGAUUGUUCAAGUGACAGGCAACAUUCCGCUUCUAGCUGCAUGCAUUUGAAAAUGAAAUUAAAAAUUGAAAAGUAUCCAAAUGCACUCAGCUAAUGGGGAUUCAUGGGGGGGGGGAGCAAGGGCCUUCUCAGAACACAAGAAAUUCCCUUUGAGGGGAAGAGCUUCACUUACUUAUGAGCAUCUUUUUUACCUAUAGCAUUAGACCAAAAGGGAGGCAGGGUCUAAAGAAGCUUGUGUGGGAACGUGUGAAGAAAAAAGUGAGAAGUGCAAACACAAAGCACUUGAGAUACAAUAGAAACUUGCCUCCUUUAAGCAGCCGCCCAGCCCUUCAGACAAAUCCUCUUUGUCUGUUUUGUAGACACAGGUUUAUUCCAAUUAUGAGCACCCUUAUAAAGAAGCAGGUUCUGCUGUAAUAAACAAGGCUUAACCUCCCAGUAUAGAUGAUGGUGAUGAUUGAUGAGCUCAAGAUAACAUGGUUCUUUCCCCUACAUCCUAUUUAUUAUCAACAACCCCAUGAGGUAGAUGAGGCUGCAAGUUAGCCAAGUGAGCUUCAGGCUGAGUGGAGGUACGAACCUGACUCUUUCAGCCCAACACUCCAGAGCAGCACAUGUCGUGAGGUUCCUGCUUACCUGGAUGGGGAUAAUGUGGACUGGCAGGAAGGUCCCCUAUGGGAGCAGCAGACUGCGGUCCUGCUUCUGCACCUUUGCACCUCCCUGCAGUGCUGCCCAACCCUAGACCCAUCCAAUUAAGCAGCAGUACAACAACCACUGUUGGGAUGGUGCAACUUCCAUGAUUAUUGCCACAUCUUAGUUGUUAGCUCUCAGGGUGCUGAGGAGUCAGAGGAAACAUUCUGAAGCAAUAGAAGGGAAAUAUUAGGAAGUUCAGUAUGAAAUGGUGCUGAAAGCAUGUACCCUACCAGUACUUUCUGGAAGUAAGAACUGUUUGACUUCCUUGGGAAGUGGGGGACUCUCCUUCAUUAUAGGUGUUUAAGCA